This is a messenger RNA of Nicotiana tabacum (common tobacco), 620 nucleotides long. Its product is annotated as large ribosomal subunit protein P1-like. Gene Ontology annotation, cellular component: ribosome; cytosolic large ribosomal subunit. Lineage: Eukaryota; Viridiplantae; Streptophyta; Magnoliopsida; Solanales; Solanaceae. The record is from RefSeq and is a predicted model, not a curated record. Gene Ontology annotation, molecular function: ribonucleoprotein complex binding; structural constituent of ribosome; protein kinase activator activity. Gene Ontology annotation, biological process: cytoplasmic translation; translational elongation.
UAGGGUUUCUUCUUGAGAUAUAGAAAAUAUGUCUUCCACCGGUGAACUUGCUUGUACUUACGCUUGUUUGAUCCUUCAUGAUGAUGGCAUUCCUAUUAAUGCCGAGAAAAUUUGUACACUCAUAAAAGCAGCAAAUUUGAAGGUGGAAUCAUACUGGCCGAGCCUUUUUGCAAAACUUUGUCAGAAGAUGAACGUGGAUGAACUUGUGAUGAACGUCGGCGUCGGCGGAACGGCGGCUUCUACCGCCGCUGUAGCCGCUGCUCCCACUCCUACUACUGGUCACGAUGCCGUCGCUGCACCUUCCGCCAGUGACAAGAAGAAGGAAGAAGUAAAAGAAGAGAGUGAUGAUGAGCUGAUGUUCAGCUUGUUUGACUGAUAUCCUCAACUUAUAGGCUCUUUAGUAUAUAGAGAAUUAUUGCAGGAUUAUUUUAAGUUUUUAAUAUUGGGGCUACUUUAUUAUUAUUUUAAAAAAUAGUCCAUUAAUCAUAGAACUUAUUGAACUUGUAAUCAAUUCCUUCUCGGUGAGUUUCUGUCUGGUUUGGUUUCGAUUUAUUUCAAUUUUAGAGAUAAAGAGGCAAGGAUUUAGAAUUUCUUGAAGCAAUGUAUUAAACAAUUAUUAU